Messenger RNA from Scleropages formosus (Asian bonytongue), 4797 nucleotides. RefSeq names its product zinc finger protein 497. Gene Ontology annotation, biological process: regulation of transcription by RNA polymerase II. Gene Ontology annotation, molecular function: DNA-binding transcription factor activity, RNA polymerase II-specific; RNA polymerase II cis-regulatory region sequence-specific DNA binding. The record is from RefSeq and is a predicted model, not a curated record. The transcript has 3 exons. The coding region runs from base 475 to 2421 and encodes 648 amino acids. NCBI's taxonomy places the organism in Eukaryota, Metazoa, Chordata, Actinopteri, Osteoglossiformes, Osteoglossidae.
UAGAUAUUCUGCGAGCAAAGGCGAACUACAACUGCUGUCGAGUGACCUGUGGGGAUCCGGAAAUAGAUUUUCGGCAAACAAGAACUACGGCUGAUGUCAUGUGAUCUAAAGAGAUCCGGAAAUCGACUCGGCACGAGCAAAAGAGAACUACAAUUAUUGUCACAUGACCCGAAGAGGCCCGGAAAUAGACUGUCGGCAAGCAAACGAGUGUGAGGAUCAUAAUAAUAAUAGUAGUAGUGAAAUGUCGGGGGGCGGGAGCAGAAGGCUGAGCAGUGAGAUGUGCUCUUACAGUAAGUUAAAAAAGGAAAGGAGGAGAUUUUUCUAAAAAUAGCGAGACUCGGGCGUUUAUUCGGGCCUUGCCGCUUGUGACACUUAGUUUGUACCAGCAGUUUUAUAUUCUUCAUGCCAUUUUGGAGAAGAAUCUUUGAGUAGAGAGAAAGACAGUCGCUAACUCGAGGAGGGGAAACUGCACAUAUGUACUCAUUUCAGAUGGACAAAGAGAGAUUCGCCGUGAGCCGUGGGCCUUGCUCAUGGUUAGAGAUGCACCAGUUCAUUGGGGACCUCAUGGCUUCCAGCUCCAGCCAGCCAGCAAAGGACUCUGUCCAGCAAGAGGCUCUGCGUUCCUCCUGGGAGGCUGCAGGACAUGAAGCUUUGGGCCUCAAAGCAGCUGCUCUACCUGUAGCGCCUGCCCAGGGCAAAGCCGCUCAGGGCAAAGGACCGGCUGGAUACAGCCUGCAGACCCUCACAGGACCUGCGGACAGGAGCAGGGAGACAGGAGGCAAUGUUCAGCACCAUACCUGUACGUGCCCUGGCUGCCCCUUCUCUUCCUUCUCUUCUUCCACUUCACCACCUACUUUCCAGACCCUGAAGCCCAGGCAGAACCCUUCUUCGCGAGCUCAGCCACCCCCGUCUGAGGAAACCCCACAGUCCAAGGAGACCAGCAAUGGACCGGUGAACCUGGGCCUCUGCUUAGGACUGGACAUGUCCUUAGAUGAAGAGGCAGGCAGCCCAGGUAGUCCAUGUAAUCCACAGCGUGGCCAGCAGCAGCGACAGCACCAGGAUAAAGGCACUGACUCCCACUCCAACAACAGUAACAACCCCACCCAGCACAGCUCUCCCCAGGUGCCAACCUUCCCUUGUCUAUGCUGCCAUCGUGGCUUUCAGACGUGUGCUCAGCUUUUUAGCCACCAGCAGGGCACCGAAACACACUUUCCGCAGACUGCCCAUCACUACCAUCACCACCACUGCCCGCUUACCUCGUGCCUGCAUUGCCCCCAGCUUCCCCAUCCUCCCCAGUCCCCGGCUCCCUUCCCUUGCCUUUCCUGCCAGCGCACGUUCCAGACGUGUGCCCAGCUUCUGAGGCACCAGCAGGGUCAUGCACAGCAGGAGGGGGUACCCCAGCACCCCUGCAUGCACUGUUCUGCCUCUUUUGCACGGCCCUCCCAGCUCCUCCAGCACCAGCGCUCGCAGCACGCCUCCAAGGCCGGGGGCUUCCUGUGUGCCGAGUGCGGCCGGGCCUUCAACUCCCACAGCAACCUGCGCAUCCACCUCAACGUGCACACCGGAGCCCGGCCAUACUCUUGCAGCGACUGUGGCAAGAGCUUCAGCCAGUCGGGGGCGCUCAAGAUACACCGCCGUAUACACACUGGGGAGCGUCCCUACACCUGCACCUACUGCGGGCGGGGUUUCCCUCACCUGGCAGGCAUCCGUGCUCACCAGCGAACCCACACAGGUGAAAAGCCUUACCGCUGCCCCCAGUGCGGUAAAUGCUUCACCCAGUCAGGUGCGCUGAAAAUUCACAUGCGCAUCCACACUGGGGAGAGACCCUUCGUCUGUGGCCUGUGUGGCAAGGGAUUCUCCAAUCGCUCCGGAAUUCGCUUCCACCACCGCACUGUGCACGGAAUCCUUUCCGAGGCCAGCCUUGCUUUAGAUGGCCACACUGGGCAUUCAGCCUCCUCUGCCGUUGGCUCCAUCGAUACCGGUGCAAACUCAGGCUUCCGGCUGAUGAGCAGUCGGAGCACCAGUCCCACGGUCAGCCUCACCUCCAGCUCCAAUACCUGUGAGAGUCCCAGCACUAACCCGGACACUGAUUUGAGUGAUCCUGCAUCCUCAACCAUUUCGGGGUCCCUCCUGUCGCCUGCAUCGUCCUUCAGCCUCGACCCCGGCAGCAAACCCAACUCAAUUUCAGGGAAGGACACCCAGAAGAGGGAGGGCUCUUCUCAGCAUGAAUCCAGACAGUACGCCUGUGAGGACUGUGGCCGGCGCUUCCGGGACGCCCCUUCCAGGAAUAAGCACCAGACGCUGGAGCACUACUCUGGCCAGGAGGCGGAGGAAGAGAAAGAUGGAGAUGGAGAGGAGGAAGGCUUGGAACAAGUUGAGGAGAGUGCAGUAGGAGAGACAGUGGAAAGUCUGAUGGAAUGAUGGUUUUCUUUAAUUUGCCCAUGAGUGCCUAAUGUGGGUAAGAAAGGAUAACAGCCUGAAAAUGAUUCUGAAUGAGAUUAAGAUGGAAAGUUGUAUUCAGGAGAGGAAGGACUGAGGGCAGCAACAUGAUAAGGGAAUAAAGGAAAAUUUAUAAAUUAUAUUGAUUUGGGGGGAAGCAGAGGCUAGAAGCACAGAGAAGUUGUGCCUCUGAGUGGUAGAACGGUUCCACAAUUGUGCCCUUGUCAAAUUGAUUCAAGUAGGUCUUUUUUGUAUUUUUAUUUACGAAGCACUUUAAAAACAUGAGACUAAUACUGUAAGCCCAGAAAUUUUUGUAAGAUUUGUAUAUUACUUUGAAAUGAAAUAACUUUUUUUGCAUCACCCUUUCACUGAUGCCUCUAAAUACCUUGAUAUGAAUAUGAGGGCUGCAAUGCUGCCCUUUCGUUUCCAUGUUGGCACUGUAGUAUUUCUGAUAGUUACAUUUGAACAGUUUGCUGUGCGAUUUAUCCUAAAUGGUUUCAGUUUAAAAAAAAGUCACAGUAUGGUUAUAACAGUGACCCUCACCAGGAACAGCAGCCAGAAGAAGCUGAGACCAAACCAUAUGGUUAUAGUUGCAAGUUUGUCGAACCUCGUGAGUUGACUGAACCAGAUGGAGCCUUUUAACACAGUUUUAUACUUUUGUGUAAAAGCUAAACAGGUCUGAUGGAGUCUGACUUCUAAAAUUUAAGCACGUUUUUCAUUUAUGAUGCCCAGACUUGCUGUUCAGCAACCCACUAAAACCGACUUAGAUCAGCAGUGUUGCUUAUUACUUUUCAGAGAGCUUACAUUUUCCCCAUCACCUAUAGAGGAUUAGCCAAUAUUUCAUUAUGCACUUAGUCGUAAUCUGUUUACAAAUUAUUUUGGGGAAAAAUAUGCCUUGAUUGAACUUCACUGGGCAAUUUUGUGGAAUUUUUUUUAACAAGAGGUAUCUCAACAAAUAGCAGUGUUUGUGUUCGCACAUUUGCAGUGGUACUGACUACAUGCUGAGUGCAUUUGAAAAUAGAAUACAUUACAGUUAAGGGACAAUCUGUUGACUGCUGGAAAAUUGACCAAUAUUUUGGGAAUGGAAGUCAUGACAUGUGUUUAAUAGCAUCCAUUCUGAAUGGUGUUGGAGUAACCGUGUUCAAACUUGCUGCAAAAGCAUUAUGACUGAGUCCUUUUGACAUAUCUGCUCAAAUUAUAACAGCACUUUUGCUUUCGUGUCAUGCUCAACUGUUAUAAUCCGCAAGGCGCGUACCUGUGGUGUGGUUUUGCACUGAAACACUGAGAUUGACGCCAGAGUAUGACACCUGUAAUUAGUCCAUGACAAAGAACCAGCACGUUGAAAUAAACGCACCGCACCGAAUCCCUGUCACCUGUCUCGAACCAUUAUGAGAUCAGUGUAUUUUGCUAGUGAUUGAGAUACUUGUUUAGUUGAGGAUGCGUGGUCUUGCGAGUGCAAAGACCUGGCGAGAGAUCAGUGCCUUCCCCAAACUGUAGGAUGCGAAUCACUCAUUGCCACCUCUAAGGAUUGCUCAUUAUCACCUAAGAAUAACAAAGUUAGUCUUGAUGGUACUUAUGCUAGGGAUAUAAAAAUGACUUCAAAAUGUGUUCAUCACAUGUAUCUUGGGACAUUUAUUUUAAACAGUGAGUAGUGUAUGUACAUUUUGUUUCUUUUUUAAAGCAAAAUUGGUGAAACACUGGUAUGUACACACACAGUUAAUUUUAGUGAUUUAGAGAUAUGCUAUCUUGGAUGUGUGACCGAACGCCUGCAGGUGCAAUUCAUAGUAGGAGCUAUCUUAUAUACCUUGAGGAAUAUAGUAAUUAACCUGAAUCAUUUGGGUUCACUAGUAUUAUUGCAGUGAAGCUGUACCGUAAACCAAAUUUCACAUUUCCGAAAACAAGUUUAGAAGUGCGGGUGGGACAGUGGUGCAGCGGAUAGCGCUUGUGCCUGGAAUCUUCUGGGUUCUUGGUUUGGACAUGGGUUUAAUCUGGCUCAGUCUGUGGAGCUGGCAUGUUCUCCCUGUGUUCAUGUGUUUUCUCUCCCAGUCCAAAGAUGUGUGUUUCAGGCAAAUUAGUUACUCCAGAUUGCCCUUAGUGUGUGUAUGUGCAAGUUAAUGAGCGUGUGUGAGAUUACCCUGUGAUGGACUUGCCUCCUUUCCAGGGCAUACUCUGCCUUGCACCUUAAGUCUCCAGGACAGGCUCCGGACCACCCCGACCCCGAAUUGUAUAAGUGAGCAAUGAAUUAAUGACUGCUGUAGAAAACAACAAUAAUAGUGUAACUGACAAAAUGUUGAUGCACAAAAUUGAUUUAAGAAAAAAAUGGGAUCUUACACUCUGUUUUAAAAGUGCAGCAUUUAA